CAGGCUAUGAGGGAGACAACUGUGAGAUAGAUAUGGACCUAUGUGCUGUCAACCCCUGUGCAAACGGGGCUACGUGUCAAGAUUUAGAUGACCACUAUCAGUGUGCCUGCCCUCGUGGUCAUGGAGGGGUUCACUGCGAUUUGGAUCUAAAUCUAUGCGAUCCCAAUCCCUGUAACAAUGAUGGUGUGUGCUCUGAGGUAGCCACUAAAAGUGCCAACUACAGUUGUGAGUGCCAGCCUGGGUUCACAGGUCUUCACUGCGAGACAAACCUGAAUGAAUGUACGAAUGAGCCUUGUUCUAAUAAUGGUACAUGCGUCGAUGGCAUCAAUAGCUAUCAGUGUAUCUGUGCGGAUGGUUAUGAGGGACCAAAUUGUGAAGAAAGGAGUGAUCUAUGCAGCCCCAAUCCUUGCCACCAUGACGCACCGUGUGAAGACGAAGGGGAUGACUACUUCUGCACAUGCCCAGCUGGUCUGUCAGGCCAAGACUGUGAGAUUGAAUUGGACCUUUGCCUUGUUGGAGUUACCUGUCUGAAUGGUGGCUCAUGUUCAUCGCCCUCUAGUGACGAACUCUGUCUCUGUAUGGAUGGAUUCAUUGGAGAAUAUUGUGAAAUCAACUUUGACGACUGUGCCAAGAAGCCAUGUGCCAAUAAUGCAAUCUGUAUUGAUGGAGAUAAUACAUUUAUCUGUGAAUGCCAAUAUGGCUUCACUGGUACCCUUUGCAAUAUUCAAAUAGAUGAAUGUGCGUCGUCCCCUUGCCAGAACGGAGGCACCUGUGUGGACAGGAUCAAUGGUUACUUGUGCGAGUGUGUUUCUGGUUUCAAUGGGAUCUACUGUGAGAACAACAAGAAUGAUUGCUUCCCCAGUGCUUGCGAUCACAGUGAGUGCAUUGACGGAAUUGAAUCGUACCUUUGUAGAUGUGAUUCAGGCUACACUGGUCGUGAGUGUAGCAUUGACAUCAAUGAGUGCCAAUCCAACCCCUGUGCCAAUGGUGGCACAUGCUAUGACAUGGUUGAUAUGUUCUCCUGUAACUGCGCAGAAGGAUGGAUCGGUGAACAGUGUGAGAUCAACGUAGAUGACUGUCUGAGCUCCCCUUGCAAAAACUCUGGGAUCUGCAUCGAUGGCCUGCAAUCCUACACCUGUAAAUGCUGGCCUGGAUUUACUGGCCAGGACUGUCAAGUCAACAUCAAUGAAUGCUUCAGCAAUCCCUGUCAAAAUCAUGGCCUCUGCAUUGAUGGAAUCAACUCCUACACCUGUAGCUGUGUGAAUAAGAUGAGAGGCGUUCACUGUCAGAUCAACCCAGGCUUCUGCCAGCCAAACCCCUGCAGGCAUGGUGGCUCCUGUAACGCGACUGGUGCUGGGUUCACUUGCCAAUGUGAGACUGGUUUUAAAGGGGAUUUUUGUCAGACUAAUGUCGAUGAUUGUGUCGGUCACCAAUGCCAAAAUGGAGCCAGCUGUAGAUCAGAUAUCUGUGCUGCUGAGCCAUGUCAGAAUAAUGCUCAAUGUGUCCCAUCUUCCCUCGGCACUCGACACUGUGUGUGCCCACAAGGUUUCACAGGUGUGAGGUGUGAGGUUGAAAUCAACAACUGUAAGCCUGACCCGUGUCUUCAUGGAAGUACAUGCAUCAAUGGUUUGAACGCUCACUCCUGCCUUUGUCCACCUGGCUACACUGGGGACCAGUGUGAGGAAGACAUUGAUGAUUGUGUAGGACAUCUCUGUCAAAAUGGGGCUCAGUGCAUUGACGGCUUGAAUGAAUACCGGUGCAAGUGUCAACGAGGAUUCGUCGGCACAUACUGCCAUGAUUCUGCCCCAUGUGAUUAUGAUAUGGUGUUUCAGAGCAAUACAUCCAGCCAGUCUGUCACCAUAGAGCAAGCCGUGGAGGAGAGCCUGCAAGCUUUCACCCUGUCCCUGUGGAUUCGAAGCACCCUCUCGCCGACAACCGAUGCAGUAAUACUGUCCUACAUGGCACCAGGUAGUAGCCCAACACUUCAAGCAGCUGAGUUUGCCAUCAGUGAUCCUCGGGCUCUGACUAUCUUUAUCAAGGGAUACCAGUAUUCCACGUUGGUCAGUGUAAACGACGAUCAUUGGCAUCAUCUUGCCGUCUCUUGGAAUGAACACGGAGGGAAUCUGAUAAUCUAUACAGAUGGUCAUGUAGUCCAGAACCAACAUCUUAUAAGACCUGGUCGCCGUAUCGAUAGAGGAGGGAAAUUCACACUUGGAGAGAUACAUGGCUCAGCAUCCACUAGUAAGCUACAUAGUGCAGUAAGUGGUGUAAACAUGUGGGAUACAGCAUUAGAUGGGUCAGUGAUUAGCAACCUUGCUAGUGCCUGUGGCUCUGUAAACCCUGGUAAUGUCAUCACAGCAGCUGACUUCCUCCAGACAGCCUCCCUUGGAAGAGUCCAGAUUCAGAACCCCUCACAGUGUGACGUGGUGAAUGACUGUGCUUCCAACCCAUGCCAGUUUGGCAGUACCUGCAAAGAUGACUUGGGUCUCUACAUCUGCCUUUGUUCCUCUGGCUUCACCGGACUACACUGUGAGAUUAACAUCGAUGACUGUGGAACACCAUCACCCUGUGAGAAUGGUGGCAGCUGUGUGGAUGGUAUAGGAACUUUCUCUUGUCAAUGUCCAUCAGGAUUCUCAGGACAGCUGUGUGAGCUUGAACAAGUCGAUGGUGGUUGGACUGCUUGGAGUGACUGGAGUGUCUGUAGUGUAUCCUGUAAUGGUGGUACUCAGUCACAUCAACGUACUUGUACCAACCCCCAACCAGCUCAUGGAGGUAACCCUUGUGUUGGCGCUCUCACUGAAACCCAACAAUGCAACAUUGGACCAUGCCCAAGCUGUAAGAUCUUGACACACCCGUUGAAUGGAGAGCUACACUGCGAGACUGUCGGUGAAGAGCAGAAUUGUACCAUCUCAUGCCUCAAAGGUUAUGGCUUCAGCAGGACUAUUCUGCCAGCUUAUCGCUGUGGUCCAUCUACCAACUACCAGUGGUCACAUGAAACGGAUGUGAACCCAAGAGUCAACUUCCCCAAGUGUACAGUCUACAAACCACCGUCCAAGUUUGACUUGGAGUUAGUCAUGGAAUACGACAACUUGGUGUGUAACGGAAUCGAUGUGGCCAAGGAUAACAUGGUAUAUCAGCAAGUCAGUAACGCAGUUACAUCCAGUGUCAACUCUAUCAAGUGUGUCAAGGACAAUGCCUGCGCUGUCAAGCAGUCUAAGGUUAUUGGCUGUAGUCCCUCUGGAAUUCAACCACAAAGCCGACGGCGUAAGCGGUCAGUUGAUGAGAAUUGGAUUAAAGUCAGCAUCAUAUUGGAGCAUGAUGUGUACAUCCCAGAUACCCACAACCUCACUAAUGAACAAGUGACAAAUCAGAGCAGUUCUGUGAGAGCAAUCAGUGAGCUUCAGGAUGGUGCAAGUUAUCUCGUCAACCAGACAGUGGGUGGUCACUUUGCCAUCAGCAUUGACAGUGACACAUAUGACAUUGACCCAAAUAAGUCUUUGAGCUUUGGUGUGCCUGUCUGCCCAUCCGGAAUGGUUCGUGUUGAUCCGGAGGACGCACGAUGUGUUCCUUGUUCUUCUGGUACAUUUGAUGAUGGAGACGCCUGCCGAGAGUGUCCCACUGGAACCUACCAGUCACAAGAGGGCACUACACUCUGCCACAGCUGCCCGCGGGGAUUUACCACUCUGUAUACUGGAUCAGUCAGCAGAGCGGAGUGUAUCCGUCUGUAGUGAACCACAUGUGGGCCACCCAGACUGCCAUGUCGGAAUUUUACCUAACUUCGGUAACUUCUACCUAACCAGUUAAAAUAUGUGAAGAAAACAAAAUCGUGCACUUUGAACUGGUUGCAAUGUUUGAAACUACACAGACUCUAUUACUGGAUAAACCAACAUAAUCAAGUUAAAGAGAUUGUGCGAGCCUUAUCUACUCAAGAGUAUCAUUAGGAUUAUUCUUUUCUCAUAUCAGGUUAAUGAAGUAAAACAUAUAACAGGUUAACAGGUAGGAAGAAAAACAGUGGAUUGAUCGUACAAUACCAAAAUAUCAAGCCAAACAGCCUAUGACAAAAGUAAAUCAUCUUACUUUCAACAAGGUUUAAAGCCAUUAUACACUCUCGGUAAACAGUAUUGUCCAAG
Asterias rubens (European starfish) is the source of this 4130-nucleotide messenger RNA. RefSeq names its product fibropellin-1-like. The coding region runs from base 33 to 3728 and encodes 1231 amino acids. Gene Ontology annotation, biological process: axon guidance; Notch signaling pathway. Gene Ontology annotation, cellular component: plasma membrane; cell surface; signaling receptor complex. The record is from RefSeq and is a predicted model, not a curated record. The transcript has 16 exons. Gene Ontology annotation, molecular function: calcium ion binding. NCBI's taxonomy places the organism in Eukaryota, Metazoa, Echinodermata, Asteroidea, Forcipulatida, Asteriidae.